[Torrubiella] hemipterigena is the source of this 1781-nucleotide messenger RNA. The record is from the annotation of a GenBank genome assembly. NCBI's taxonomy places the organism in Eukaryota, Fungi, Ascomycota, Sordariomycetes, Hypocreales, Clavicipitaceae.
CUCCCAUGCAUUAUUAUCUCCAUUUUCGCCCCAAGUAUCUCCAUUCAGCCGCAUUAGACCGUGACUGUCUCGCCAAUGCUCGCUUCCCCGUGGGGUUUGGGCGAUAACCGGCGGCCGCCCCAGUCACUACAACCUCCAAAGAAGUGUUAAAUAGAUAGACACCCACACCUCCCUUGUCCUAUUCACAAUAGUUCGGACCAUCAUUGUCUCGGUUUCUCAUUACUCUAUAUAACACAUACAUACAAGCAAUGGAAGACAAGCUCACCAAAGACCCGAGUCUCGUGGAAGACGCCAUGGAUCUGGAAGAAAACUACAUCGAUCCCAAGCGUGAACGCCAGCUCACGCGCAAGCUGGACUUGUUCAUCGCUCCCAUCAUGACCGUUGUCUUUCUCAAUGCCUACCUGGACCGCGCCAAUAUCGGAAACGCCGCGUCUGCUGGCAUGCUGACCGACCUGCACAUGUCCGACGGCGAACUGGGCAAUGCGAUCACUCUAUUCUACGUUACCUAUGUGGCCUUUGAAGUUCCCUGCUCCUUGGUAUUGAAGAAGUUUCACCCAAGUUUGUAUCUCUUCGACUCUGCCCCAAGUUAUACACCACCUGCUAACCUACUAUUUUUCAGGCCGCAUGAUUCCUCUCCUCAUCUUCUGCUGGUCUGUGGUUCUCAUUGGCACCGGUUUCAUGCACAACGCUGGUCAAUUGUACGCAAGCCGCAUACUGCUCGGAAUCUUCGAGUCCGGUGUAUUCCCUUGCCUCGCCCUGUACCUCAGCACGUUUUACCUUCCCCAAGAACAGGCUCUCCGCGUUUCUUAUCUCUUUGUCGCCGCUGCCUUGUCUGGUUCCUUCGGAGGCCUGUUUGCUUAUGCGCUCUUGAAAAUGGAUGGCAUCGCAGGCAUUCAGGGCUGGCGCUGGCUGUUCAUCAUCGAGGGAUGCGCCAGUGUAUUGGUUGCUCUCGUGGUCUACUUUGUGCUGCCAGACAACUUUGAGACGGCACAGUUCCUCAACGAAGAAGACAAGAAGCUGAUGCGUAUCAGAGCAGCCAACAAUGCUCGGUACAAUGGAAAACCAGACUUUGACUGGGCACAGGUCAAGUUGGCUGCAACGGACCCCAAGCUCUACCUGAGCUGUUGGAACCAGUUCAUGGCAGACAUUGGCUCCUUUUCUCUGUCCAGUUUCUUGCCGCUCAUCAUCAAGUCUUUUGGCUACGACACAGUCAAGACCCAGCUCUUCACCAUUCCUGUAUUUUUCUGGGCAUCGUUUGCAUACAUUGUCGUGUCCUACUUCUCGGACAAGCUCCAGAAGCGCGCAUUCUUCAUGAUCCCAGCGUGCGUGGUAACUGCCAUUGGAUUUGCAGUCAACCUGGGCGUCCCAGAAUCAAAAUCGGGCAUCCUAUACUUUUCAACAUUUCUCAUUGCCCCCGGCGUGUACAUCAUCGUCGGUCUCAACUGCGCGUGGCUUCUCAACAGCCACGCCCCAUAUUACAAGAGGGCCAUGGCUGUCGGCAUGAACCAGUCCAUCGGCAACUCUGCCGGUCUCGUGGUUGGCCAAAUCUUCAAGACCAAGAAGAACGGCAAGUAUGUCAUGGGCCUGAGCGCCUGUUUGGCCGCCGUCUUGCUUGCUAUCUUUGGACACAUUGCUUUGUACACCUAUCUGAAGCGCCGGAAUAAGAAGCGCGAUAAUAUGACGGCAGAAGAGAGGGCAGCCGAAAUUGCAAAGGGCAAGAUUGGUGACUAUCACCCUGACUUUAGAUACGCACUGUAAACUAGUAUACUCUUAAUGCAAGC